AUGCCAAGUGCCCAAGCUAUGGAAGAAGAGCUCCAACAGAGCGUCAUGCUCUCCGAUGAUGGGGCGUACGAUACUGGCGAUACUGGCGACCAAGCAGCGUCGUCUUCCGCCAGGGUUCGAUCGCGAAAAAACGUACAUGGGGAUGAUUCUGGCAGCGAAGAUGAAGAAUUAAGCGACCAAGAUGCUUCUGGGGAGGAACUGGAACAAGACGCCUCAGGCGAUGAAGACAACGACAUGCUCAACCAACAAAUUGUCGUCAGCAGUGCCACCCCAGGUGAUGGAGAAGAGUAUGACGAAGAUGCAGAAGGAGAAGAUGAUUUGGAUGAAGAAGUUGGUGCAGUGAAGGUGAAGCCCGCUGAUUCUGACGACGAUGAAAUGGAAAGCGACGAAUCGGAAGCGCAAAGUGCUGCCGAAGAGGACGAGUCCGAAGAAGACGAAGAAGACGAGGAGGGAGCAUGGGAGGAAGGCGAUGCAGGAGAUGAAGACGAAGAAUCGGACGCCGUACAGUUAAACACAUGCAUGUUUUGCAAACAAGACGAGGAAAAUGAUCCCAGCGAAGAUUUCGAAGCCUUUCUGGCUUGCACACGCUGUGGCGAGAAUGCACAUCAGCAAUGCGCCAGAGAUGCUGCUGCAAUGACUGAGGGAAACAAUUCAAAACGGUGGAAAUGUCCUGAUUGUUAUAAUGGCGACUCUGAAAGCGAGGGAGACGAUGACGAUGACGAUGCAGAUGGUAUUGAAGCUGCUAGCGCCGAUGAUGAGGAACAGGCAAAUUCCGAUAUACCACAUCGGUCGAAACUCGCGGAUGACAUUGCUUCCGCGGAAUUAGAGGACGGCAGCUCUGAUGGCCGCUCUGCACUGGACGAGCUAGCACUUGAUGACUACCCUGUGGACGGUUCUCGGCCACCGCGGAAACGCAAGUCAGGUUCUGCAGAACCAGAAGACGCUACAUUGGCUAUUAGAAAGCGCCGAAGGAACCAGUCGACUGACGUGACGGAUCGGGACGAUUCUGCUCGGGAGAGUCGUUCUGGAGACGCAGCAAGAGCUCCAUCGUCAAGAACCAUGCGGUUAAAGGUUACACGGCCGCCACCGGUGACUGUUGAAAAGCGGUCUCGUUCUUCUCUGGUUAUCAAAAUCGAAGUUCGGCCAGGCAACCUGAAGGAAAUACUAUCUAGACGGAAGCGAGAUCGACGACGCGGAGGGCCUAGCAGUUCUCGACCUCAGGCGCCACGGUCAGCACCAACUCGGCCCCUUGCCACUGUUGGAGGCGGUUCCGUUGGUGCCUCUGCAAAUCUACCGACACUCAUUUCUAACAUGCCAACCCCAUUUACUUCAGAAUCAUAUUCACAACCCUUCUAUUCGUUCUUUGAUAAAGAGACAGAAGAGAUGAAAGGAAAACCUUAUGGUGGCAUAUUAACAGAAGCUGAAGCAGACACCUCCAAAACCCUUCCGUCCCCCGAAGAUCGCAAGAAGUUUGAGCAAGCAAAGCAGAAGGCUGAGGACGAGUGGAGAGCCCGGAUUUUGGCAAUGCAGGCAGAAUCUGACUUGCCUAUUCGCAAGCCUAAGAAAGCAAGUGAUAACGCCAGUCAGAUUGAAUGCAUAGAAUUUGGAGGGUGGGAGAUCGACACCUGGUACGCAGCGCCGUAUCCGGCAGAGUACAGCAGAAAUCGCGUCUUGUACAUCUGCGAGUUCUGCUUAAAGUAUAUGAAUUCGGACUAUGUGGCCUGGCGCCACAAGUUGAAGUGUGGCACGAAGCACCCACCUGGCGACGAGAUAUACCGUCACCAAUCCGUCUCGAUAUUUGAAGUUGACGGCCGAAAGCAUCCCGUCUAUUGCCAAAAUCUCUGCCUGCUUGCAAAGCUAUUCCUCGGCUCCAAGACAUUGUACUACGAUGUAGAACCAUUUUUGUUCUACGUUCUUUGCGAGUUUGAUGAUACCGGCUAUCAUUUCGUGGGAUAUUUCUCAAAGGAGAAACGGGCUAGCAGUCAAAAUAAUGUGUCUUGUAUUUUGACGCUUCCGAUUCAUCAGAGAAAGGGUUACGGCAAUUUACUCAUUGACUUCUCCUAUCUUCUCACCAAAGCCGAAGAAAAAACGGGCUCUCCAGAAAAGCCACUCUCAGAUAUGGGUCUCGUCUCGUAUCGCAAUUACUGGCGCCUCGAACUUUGUCGAUAUUUCCUCAAGAACAUGGAAGGCGAUGCGGGUAAGCGCAGUGGUCUAAGUAUCAAGAAGAUAUCAAUCGAUACCGGAAUGACGCCAGACGACGUUGUUUCUGCCCUAGAAGGGUUGCGGGCAUUGGUGCGAGAUCCCCAGACACACUUGUACGCCUUCCGGGUGGACUUGGACUACUGUCGAAAUUACGUUGCCAAGUGGGAGUCAAAAGGCUACGUCCAAUUGAAGCCAUCGGCCCUCGCCUGGACAUCGUACGUCAUGGGUCGUAGCAACGUUGUCAACUUCGAGCUGGGUCCGCCAAUCAACACCAUUGCCCCUAGAGAGGACGAUGAGGCUAAAGUCCAAGAGGGAGCGGCAUUGGCAGCAGCUAAUCAGCAGAGCAAGCAAAGCAAAAUGAAUGGUGCUGGCAAGUCUGACUCGCAAGCAGAAUCUACUCUUGCUAGUCAACAAGACAGCGAACAACCCACGGAGCCGCCAGUCAAAUCUAUUGAGAAGAUCAAGCCUGAAGACAAGGAGAACGCUGAUCCGGAAGAUCAGGUUAUGGAGGAUGCCACAACCAACGCCGAGCCUGAAUCGUGGGACGCACCAUACAAAGACAUUCCUCCAUCUCGUUUCGACGUUUUCCCACCGAUCCCAGGAGGUCGGCGUGAUAGAAAUCGAGUCAGUGUGAGUCGACCGUCUGCUCCUCGCACUGGUAGCAGCUCAUCCGCUAGACCCAAAUCGCGGCCAAGCGGCAGCGCCAAGCGACCUUCCGCAAGUCGACCACGCAACAGCAGCUCGAGGAGGAAGUCAGGAGGGACAGGGCGCGGUCCUGGCCGAUGGCCUAAAGGAACCAAAAAGUCCGAUUAUGGUAACGCGGAUAGCGGACCAGGUCUCCCACCCGGCUGGAAAGAAAAGCAGGCUCGACUGCAAGCUCUGGCUGAGGGUAAAGACCCUUCAUCUACAGAAACUCCAGAGGAGAAGCCAGCACAGGAUGAAGUUCGUGUUCUGGUGGAUGCGAGUGAGACCAGCCAGCACAAAGCAGUGAAUGGCAAGUCCCAUCGUUCCGCGAGCGGUGCAAACUCCGGGCAAGCCAACGGAGAUGGGGAAUCGGACGAUGAAGACGUUGAUGCUGAAGGGGAAGACGAAUGA
Pochonia chlamydosporia 170 is the source of this 3297-nucleotide messenger RNA. Its product is annotated as MOZ/SAS family domain-containing protein. Gene Ontology annotation, molecular function: histone acetyltransferase activity. NCBI's taxonomy places the organism in Eukaryota, Fungi, Ascomycota, Sordariomycetes, Hypocreales, Clavicipitaceae. Gene Ontology annotation, biological process: regulation of DNA-templated transcription. The record is from RefSeq and is a predicted model, not a curated record. Bases 1 to 3297 code for a protein of 1098 amino acids. The transcript has 3 exons.